GCCGGCAGUCGGAGGCAGAAGUGACCUCGGCGACAGAGGGGCAAUGGUCGAGUAUACGCGAGUGCGGGACUACGUGGCGCGGAUCCGCCUGCGAAACCCGCCGGUCAACGCCAUCAGUAAGGCCGUAAUCUAUGGAAUAAAGGAGGGCCUGCAGAAAGCUGUCGGAGACCACAGGGUAAAAGCCAUUGUGAUUUGUGGAGCAGAUGGCCAUUUCUCUGCAGGUGCUGAUAUCUCUAGCUUCAGCGCCCCAAGGUCCUCUGACUUGUCACUGGGACCCUUAGUAGAUGAUAUCCAAAGAAGUGAGAAGCCCGUGGUGGCGGCUAUCCAAGGCGUGGCUUUAGGAGGUGGACUAGAGGUGGCCCUUGGCUGUCACUACAGGAUUGCCCACACAGAGGCUCACAUUGGCUUACCAGAAGUUACACUAGGCAUUCUUCCUGCUGCAAGAGGAACCCAGCUUCUCCCCAGGCUCAUUGGAGUCCCUGCUGCACUUGACUUAAUUACCUCAGGAAGGCACGUUCCAGCCUAUGAAGCACUCAAGCUGGGCAUUGUAGAUGAAGUUGUAAACUCAGACCCUGUUGAAGAAGCAAUCAAACUAGCCCAGAGAGUUUUAGAUCAACCUCUAGAAUCCCGUAGACUCUGCAACAAGCCAGUUCAGAGCUUGCCCAACAUGGAUGCCAUUUUCAAUGAAGCCCUUCUGAAGAUGCGGAAGCAGUACCCUGGGUGCCUUUCUCGAGAGACUUGUGUUCUUGGGGUUCAGGCUGCUGUGUGUUAUCCUUACGAGGUGGGCAUAAAGAAGGAGGAGGAACUGUUUAUGUACCUUCGGGAAUCAGGGCAAGCUAGAGCCCUGCAAUACGCUUUCUUCGCUGAGAAGGUGGCAAAUAAGUGGUCCAUUCCCUCUGGAGCAUCCUGGAAAACAGCAUCAGCAAGGCCUAUCUCCUCAGUUGGCGUUCUUGGCCUGGGAACAAUGGGUAAAGGCAUCGUCAUUUCUCUUGCAAGGGCCAGGAUCCCUGUGAUUGGUGUGGAAUCAGACAAGCAGCAGCUGGAAACUGCAAACAAGGUCAUAAACUCCUUCUUGGAAAAGGAAGCAUCCAAAAUGCAACAGGAUGGCCACCCCUGGUCAAUACCAAAACCCAGGCUAACUACGUCUAUGAAGGAGCUUGGUGGGGUAGAUCUAGUCAUUGAAGCAGUAUUUGAGGAAAUGAGCCUGAAGAAGAAGGUCUUUGCCGAACUGUCAGCCAUAUGCAAGCCAGAAACUUUUUUGUGUACCAAUACGUCAGCCCUGGACAUUGAUAAGAUUGCUUCUGCCGCUGACCGUCCUCACUUGGUCAUUGGCGCCCACUUCUUCUCACCAGCACAGGUCAUGACGUUGUUAGAGGUUAUUCCCGGCAAGUACACCUCUCCUACUACCGUUGCCACUGUUAUGAGCUUAGCAAAAAAGAUGAAGAAGAUUGGAGUAGUUGUUGGGAACUGUUUUGCAUUCGUUGGGAAUCGAAUGUUGGCUCCUUAUUACAAUCAGUCAUAUUUCUUGUUAGAGGAAGGCAGUAAGCCAGAGGAGGUAGAUCGGGUGCUGGAAGAGUUUGGCUUUAAAAUGGGGCCCUUUAGAACGUCCGAUCUUUCUGGGUUGGAUGUGGGUUGGAGAUCUCGGAAGGAGCAAGGUCUUACUGGACCUGAAUUGCCUCCGAGAACUCCUGCCCGAAAACGAGGUGAUGUAAGAUAUUGCCCAAUUCCUGAUAUGCUCUGUGAGCUAGGACGAUUUGGCCAAAAGACAGGUAAGGGUUGGUACCAAUAUGACAAGCCAUUGGGUAGGAUUUACAAACCCGAUCCCUGGCUUGCCAAUUUUCUGUCUCAGUAUAGAGAAACCCAGCACAUUGAACCGCGUACCAUCAGCCAGGAGGAGAUCCUUGAGCGCUGUUUGUAUUCACUUAUCAAUGAAGGAUUCCGUAUCUUGGGAGAGGGGAUAGCUGCUCGCCCAGAGCACAUUGAUGUUAUCUACUUACAUGGGUAUGCCUGGCCAAGGCACACAGGCGGUCCCAUGUUCUACGCGUCCACUGUUGGGUUGCCCAUAGUGCUGGAGAAGUUGCAGAAGUAUUCCCAGCAGAACCCUGAUAUUCCCCAGCUGGAGCCUAGUGACUAUCUAAAAAAACUGGCUUCCUUGGGAAACCCUCCUGUGAAAGAAUGGCAAAGCUUGCUGGGGCCCCCUCACAGUAAAUUGUGAUUCAGCCUUCCAGGUUAUGCUGUGCACGCUGGUAUCAGGCGAUGCACACGGAAAUUCGAAGAUACAGAGUAAGAUUGUUCUGGCCUAAAAAGCAAAAGAAACAAUAUUCGAUCAGCUAAAUCUCCUUUUUGGGUCUUCUGUCUGAUGAUUCUCAGGGGGCAAAUCUUUAGGAACGUGUUACCUGUGCCUCUGAAUCUGCACUGAUCAGAUAAAUCAUUUCCAUCCCAAUGACUAAGGAGAGAGCCUUGUGAAUAAGCUGAGGUUCCCAAGGGCUUUGAUCAUUGGAGAAAUAUGUCACCAAUCAAUAAAUGAUAAAUGCAGCUGAGCCAUGAAUUCAUUUUGACCCUUUCCAACCUCUCAGGCACAGCACCGAUGGGAAAUCUUAUGGAUCAUUUAUUCCACAAACAUUCAUUUAGUGCCUCCUGAACGUCUUGCACUAUCUGAUAGCACUUGGCAGACCUAGAGUUCAGAAAAGCAUGGAGCCAGCAUGGAAGCCUGUGAUGAAAUAUAGUCCAUAGUCUUGGAAGUGGGGUGGAGAUGGCUGGCAAAGACAGUGGUGAGGGUCUCUGAGAGUGAGCAUGGAAAGCUUCCCAAGGAGAGACAGAGGUAGUAAUCAGAAAAAAAGACAGAGUGUAAAAGGCAGAACAGUACUGAAAUUAUGGGCAAAAAAGAGUUGGGAGCUGGUGAGAGACCAAGCAUGGCAGACCAGAGUGCAGAACUUGGGGUAGCGUGGCAAGUCACAUUCAGUGCAUCACUUCUGCCCAAGGCCAAGUUACAUGAGCACAGUUGUACUUGCUGCCUGCACAUGGAAGGGACUCAGUAAUGUUUGUUGGUAAUUUCCCCCAGACCAGGGGAUAUCCACAGCCUUGUCUUUAUUCUAUCUAAGGAGAAAAACCAAAACCAAACCUAUUGCCAUAGAGUUGAUUCUGACUCAUAGCGACCCUAAAGGACAGAGUAGAACCGCCCCAUAGGGUUUCCGAGGAGUGCCUGGUAGAUUCGAACUGCUGACCUUUUGGUUAGCAGCCGUAGCUCUUAACCACUAUGCCACCAGGGUUUCCACUUAAGGUGAAGUAA
This is a messenger RNA of Loxodonta africana (African savanna elephant), 3289 nucleotides long. RefSeq names its product enoyl-CoA hydratase and 3-hydroxyacyl CoA dehydrogenase (gene EHHADH). Gene Ontology annotation, biological process: fatty acid beta-oxidation. Gene Ontology annotation, molecular function: (3S)-3-hydroxyacyl-CoA dehydrogenase (NAD+) activity; NAD+ binding. Lineage: Eukaryota; Metazoa; Chordata; Mammalia; Proboscidea; Elephantidae. The record is from RefSeq and is a predicted model, not a curated record. Gene Ontology annotation, cellular component: peroxisome. The transcript is spliced from 7 exons. Bases 44 to 2215 code for a protein of 723 amino acids.